GCUGAUCUAACCGGAUGUAAAUAGCGUUGAUUUCCGUUCAAAGAGGCGGAAGAUUGCCGAAAGGUUUCUGUCGCUACACCACAGCAGCAGAUAAGAAUGAGAUCAAUGGAAGUCCAUCAAAAUUUGAAUUUCCUGUAAAUGAGUCCACUUGCUUCUUAUAGACUGAAAGAAUAAGGAUUUGGUCAUUGAAGGUUUUUACCAGGCUUUGCUAGUGUCAAGAUGUCUGAAUCAGGGCACAGCCAGCCUGGCAUGUAUGGUCCUGGUCGUAGGAGGAGACGACGCCGGGAGCGGGAGAUUGGUCCUACUGGUCAGAACCUGUCAGGACCAGGCAGGGAAAGGGACUACAUGCCCAGAGAAAGGGAGUGCUGGGAGGGCACGGAAGAAUCAGCAGGUCCAAUGCUUCAGAAGACUCCCAUUAUUCUUGCCAAACCUCCAGCUGAAAGGCCUAAGUCCAGUCAGACUGCAGUACCUACAAAUGCUCCCAUGGAGAAACCGAUAGUUUUGAUCAAGUCUCGAGAAGAAGGGAAGCCUGCUCCACCCACAGAUGGUGCUAUUCCAACAACCGGAAUUACAGUUAAGGCAGAAAAAGAGGGUCAGCGCCCCACCCAGCCAGUGUAUCAGAUCCAGAACCGAGGAAUGGCUGCAACAGCUCCAAGCAGCAAUGUGGAUCCUGUAAUUGGUCAAGCAAAACUUCUUCCACCGGAAAAGAUGAAGCACAGUAUCAAACUUGUUGAUGACCAGAUGACCUGGUGUGACAGUGCCAUGGAGUAUCUAUUAGACCAAACAGAUAUGCUGGUAGUAGGAAUAAUUGGGCUACAGGGAACGGGAAAGUCAACAAUUAUGUCCCUUUUGUCUGCCAACGCUCCUGAGGAAGACCAACGAUGUUAUGUAUUCCGUCCACAGAGUCAGGAGAUCAAAGAGAGAGGUGGCAAUCAGAGUAUUGGUAUUGACUUCUUUAUAACGCAGGAGAGGGUCAUCUUCCUGGACACACAGCCAAUUCUCAGUCCUUCAAUUCUGGAUCACUUGAUCAAUAAUGAUCGCAAACUGCCCCCAGAGUACAGUCUGCCACACACAUAUGUAGAGAUGCAGUCCUUGCAGAUGGCUGCAUUCCUAUACACCGUGUGUCAUGUGGUGAUUGUGGUUCAGGAUUGGUUUACAGAUCUCAGUCUUUAUAGAUUUCUACAGACUGCUGAAAUGCUGAAGCCUUCCACUCCCUCAACCAGCCAUGAUUCCAGUGGAUCUGCUGGACCAGAUGAAGGAACUGAAUAUUACCCGCAUAUAGUAUUUUUACAGAAUCGUGCAAAACGAGAAGAUUUUUGUCCACGCAAUCUGAAGAAGAUGCAUACAGUGGUCGACAAACUGAUGAUGCACUCGCAUCUAAAAUAUAAAGGGUCAUUGUCUAUGCUGGAUUGUAAGGUUUUUCCAGGAUUGUCAAGGGGUUACCUGGAGACAGAGGUGAAUCUUUUCCUGCUCCCAGGCAUGGACAGCGAUGGGGAUGACAGCCUAAUUCGAGCUGGAUCAGCAACAUCUCCUCUCUUUGCUUUGUUGCCGGGUUAUAGGGGUCAUCCUACGUUCACCUCACUAAUAGGAAAGUUACGAAGCCAGAUUUUAUCCAUGCCACGGUCUCAGCUGUCCCACACCAUUCUUACAGAAAAGAACUGGUUCCAUUAUGCAGCUCGUAUUUGGGAUGGAGUAAAGAAGUCAUCUGCACUCUCAGAAUACAGCCGGUUGCUAUCAUAGAGUCAAAAUCAGAAUACGCUGGUUAGCUGCCGAUUCAGAAAUAGUGGACACCCCAUAAGUGGAUGACCAUUUCUUGCCUGAUGUAGGGUACAGAUGAGUGUCCUGUCGCUUUGAACUUGAUGUCUUUUACUUUAAAUUCCAUCAUCGGUUGAUGUCUCUAGUGAGUGGUUCCUCCACCUCCACAAUUCGUUGAAUGCAUGUAUCCAGAGGACUAGAAACAUUGCGAUAACUAAAAAGUUAUUCAUACUGGAACUUGCUAAAUUAAGAUUUAUGUGAAGCAUGACGGUCAAGUCAAACAGAAAUGUGAUUAUUCUUUUCCGCAACCACUGCAAUAUUAUUGCAGUUUGAUUAUUGUAUUUCAAAGAUUUAAUACACUGCGGUGGGUUGGCACCCUGCCCGGGAUUGGUUCCUGCCUUGUGCCCUGUGUUGGCUGGG
This is a messenger RNA of Erpetoichthys calabaricus (reedfish), 2175 nucleotides long. It is a transcript of the gene smg9, whose product is annotated as SMG9 nonsense mediated mRNA decay factor. NCBI's taxonomy places the organism in Eukaryota, Metazoa, Chordata, Cladistia, Polypteriformes, Polypteridae. Bases 220 to 1740 code for a protein of 506 amino acids. The record is from RefSeq and is a predicted model, not a curated record. Gene Ontology annotation, biological process: nuclear-transcribed mRNA catabolic process, nonsense-mediated decay. The transcript has 14 exons.